AACUGAAUCUGUCUAACAACUCGCACACUCUGCCGUUAUAGAACUAUUUAUUGUGACGAUAGCUAGCAGUACCAGAAUAGAACAAGAAUAAUGUCAAAACAAUCAUUUGACGAUUUUUUGAGACAGCAGCAGCUGCAACCAAUUAGAGGUGCUAGUCCUAGCCCUGCUGCUGGUGCCAGAUCUGGUAAGAUGUCCUACAAUGGACAAUCCUUUGUUCCAGGUAGUGCUGCUUACACUCCAGCUGGAUCGGUUCCUACCAGUGGCACUGCCACCCCUACUUCUAUCGGUGGUGGUUCUUCUACUACUUCAUUGGCCUCAUUAAACACUGCCCUUUCUAAACUUAAUGUUGAAGACACCCCUAUACAAGGACAUUUGGUCAACAUUCAACAAGCUUCCAAGAUUGGUGAAAUUAAGCCAGAAGCUCAAGCUAUCGCUACCUUGGUUGAAGAGGCUGAUUCCCUUUCUGUCCUUUCCCAAUGGAAACUUGUUGACAUUCUCAAGUCUUUGGCCAAGCCAAAGAACCUGCCAUUAGUUAGAGAAGCAUCUUUGGUCAUUGUCCAACAAUUGGCUGCUCAAUUCGGUGGUAAGACUCCUAAAGAAGCAUACUUGUUACAAUUCAUACCCUCUGUUUAUGAUAUGUUUGCUGACAAGGAUAAGAAUGUUGUUAAGGCCGCUAAGACCGCUAGUGAUGCUCUUUAUGGUAUAUAUCCAGUUGAAGCCAUUGCAACUGUUUUCGUUGAUGAACUUUUGGCUUAUCUUCUGUCUUCUGCCAAGUGGAACUCCAAAUUAGCUGCCUUGGUUACCUUUGAUAGAAUUAUUGAAGAAGUUCCAGCUGAUUUAUUGGAAAUGAAGUUUGUCAAUGUUGUCCCAACUUUGACCGAUUUGGCCACUGAUUUCAAGCCAGAAUUGGCUCGUGCCGGUUUAAAGACUUUAAAGGCCUUUGUUAAGGUUUUGGAUAACUUGGAUUUACAAAACAAGUAUGACUUGAUUGUUGACACCUUGGCUGACCCUAAAAAGGUUCCUGAAUGUGUUAAGAGUUUGUCUUCUGUUACCUUUGUUGCCGAAGUCACCGAACCAGCAUUGUCUCUCUUGGUCCCAAUCUUGGACAAGUCUUUGAAGAUGUCUUCUUCUUCUAUGGAUCAAUUAAGACAAACUGUCACUGUCACUGAAAAUUUGACCAGAUUGGUGAACAACAAGCGUGAAAUUGAAAACUUUAUUCCAAUCUUGUUACCAGGUGUCGACAAGGUUUACAACAAUGCAUCCUUACCAGAAGUUAGAGAAUUGGCCCACAAGGCAUUGGUUGUCUUGCAAGAAGCUGAAAACGAACAUUCUGAUGGUAAGUUCCACGGUAGAUUGGCUGUUGACCAAGCCCUUCAAUACUACACUCCAGAAAAUGUUACUUCUACUAUUCAAGGAUUAGCUGAAGACUCUGUUAUUCAAAACUAUUUGGCCCAUAUUUUGACUGCUGACUCCAACGUCAAUGAUUGGAAGAGAUUGAGAGAAUACUUGAUCACUGCUUCUCAAGGUGAAGCUCAAGAAUAUGCUGAUGCUGUUAUUGCCAAACUUCGUAUUUUGUUUACCCUGGAAAACACCCAGACUUAUGAUGAUGACGAAGAAGGUGCUGUUGAAGUCGUUAACACCGAUUUCUCCUUGGCUUAUGGUACCAGAAUGUUGUUGAACAAAACUACUUUGCGUUUAUUAAAGGGUCACAGAUAUGGUUUGUGUGGUCGUAACGGUGCGGGUAAGUCCACCUUGAUGCGGGCCAUCUCCAAGGGCCAGCUCGAAGGUUUCCCUACUGCAGACGAGUUAAAGACUUGUUUUGUUGAACAUACUCUUCAAGGUGAAGAAGCUGAUAUGGAUUUGGUUAGUUUCAUUGCUUCCGAUCCUGAAUUGGUUCAUGUUGAACGUUCUGGUAUUUCCGACGCUUUACUUGCCGUUGGUUUCCCACAAGAAAGAUUGGAACAAAAGGUCGGUUCCUUAUCUGGUGGUUGGAAGAUGAAGCUUGAAUUGGCUCGUGCUAUGUUGUUAAAAGCUGAUGUCUUACUUUUGGAUGAACCUACUAAUCACUUGGAUGUUGCUAACGUCAAAUGGUUACAAGAUUACUUGAUUGAAAACACUUCCAUUACUUCUUUGAUUGUUUCGCAUGACUCUGGUUUCUUGGAUGCUGUUUGUACCGAUAUUAUCCAUUACGAAAACAAGAAGUUGGCUUACUACAGAGGUAACUUGUCUGAUUUCGUUAAGGUUAAGCCAGAAGGUAAGUCUUACUACACUUUGACUGACUCUAAUGUUAAGAUGGCUUUCCCACCUCCAGGUAUUUUGACUGGUGUUAAGUCCAACACUCGUGCUGUUGCUCGUCUUGUUGAUGUUACCUUCACUUACCCAGGUGGUGUCAAGCCAUCUUUGGCCCACAUUUCUUGUUCCUUGUCUUUAUCUUCCCGUGUGGCUAUCCUUGGUCCAAAUGGUGCUGGUAAGUCUACUUUGAUCAAGUUAUUGACCGGUGAACUUACUCCACAAGAAGGUAGAGUUGAGAAGCAUCCAAACUUGAGAAUUGGUUACAUUGCUCAACAUGCUUUGCAACACGUCCAACAACAUAAGGAAAAGACUGCUAACCAAUACUUGCAAUGGAGAUAUAGAUUUGGUGAUGAUCGUGAAGUUUUAUUGAAGGAAUCCCGUAAGAUUUCUGAAGAUGAAAAGGAACAAAUGGCCAAGGAAAUUGAUGUUGAAGAUGGUAGAGGUAAGAGAAUUAUUGAAGCUAUUGUCGGUAGACAAAAGUUGAAGAAGUCUUUCCAAUAUGAAGUUAAAUGGAAGAACUGGUUACCAAAGUACAACUCUUGGGUUGCUAAGGAUGUAUUGGAACAACAUGGUUUCCACAAGUUGCUUCAAAGAUUCGAUGAUCACGAAGCUUCUAGAGAAGGUUUGGGUUACCGUAUCUUGACUCCACCUGUUAUUAGAAAGCAUUUCGAAGACGUUGGUCUUGAUGGUGACAUUGCUGACCAUACUCCUAUGGGAUCUUUGUCUGGUGGUCAAUUGGUUAAGGUUGUCAUUGCUGGUGCCAUGUGGAACAACCCACAUUUGUUAGUUUUGGAUGAACCUACCAAUUAUUUGGAUAGAGAUUCCUUGGGUGGUUUGGCUGUUGCCAUUAGAGACUGGACUGGAGGUGUUGUUAUGAUUUCGCACAACAACGAAUUCGUUGGUGCCUUAUGUCCAGAACAAUGGCAUGUUGAAAACGGUGAAGUUGUGCAAAAGGGUAUGGCUGCCGUUGAUUCUAAGCGUUUCGAAGAUGCAUCUGCUGAUGGUUCUCCAGCACCAGAAGGUGAUGAAGCUGCUGCUGCCAAGGCUGCUGCUCCAGCUCCAAAGAAGCGUGCUGAUGAUGACGAUUCUCCAGCUAACAUCAAGGUCAGACAAAGAAAGAAGAAGAUGACCAGAAAUGACAAGAAGUUGCAAGCUGAAAGAAGAAGAUUGCGUUACAUUGAAUGGUUAAACACUCCAAAGGGUACUCCAAGACCAGCUGACACUGAUGAUGAAGAUGAGUAG
Molecule: messenger RNA, 3534 nt
Organism: [Candida] anglica
Lineage: Eukaryota; Fungi; Ascomycota; Pichiomycetes; Serinales; Debaryomycetaceae
Source: the annotation of a GenBank genome assembly